Molecule: messenger RNA, 3340 nt
Organism: Leptidea sinapis
Lineage: Eukaryota; Metazoa; Arthropoda; Insecta; Lepidoptera; Pieridae
Product: fasciclin-2-like
Exons: 16
Coding region: 174-2453 (759 amino acids)
Biological process (GO): cell-cell adhesion
Molecular function (GO): protein binding
Source: RefSeq, a predicted model, not a curated record
AAGUUAGAAUGUCAGUCGUGUUACAUCAAGCAACCCGCAUACAUGAUACAAACCAUAGACAACCGUAGAAAUCAAUUAGUGCGAGUAUCCGAACGCAUCUCCACAUUCAAACUUGGAAUGUUUAUUGAAUUAGCGGGAAAUUUGGUCAUUUUAGUUUCUGUUCGUAAUUAAUAAUGAUUAUAGAAAACUAUUGCAUCAUUGUUACUAUAUUAGUAUCGCUAUCAACAGUUCCAGAAUGCCACGCCUGUUUUGCAUCUGAUCUAGAAGCUGUACACAAAAUAAGAACAGGCAGUACAUUCUACUUAGAAUGUCGGUGUGAUGAUCCAACGAGUUCAAGAAUAAGUUUGAAAUGGCUCGAUACACACGACAAGGAAAUACAGCCUUCGGGACCAGGUACAAAAUCGAACGUGUACACGGAGUGGUGGGACGAAAUCACGUACAGCCUCUACAUAACGAACAUAAGUAAAUCAAUAUCAGGAGCUUACAAAUGCGUGACCGAAUACAAUGGCCGAGAAUAUUCUAGAUCAUACACACUGGAAGCAUAUGAUCUACCGUACUUCGUUAACACUGAUGCAACACAAUAUGUAGUUAGUGGAAGCGAUGCGCUAAUUAAUUGCAAAGCGCGGGGUGAGACUGAUCCGUUGAUCAGCUGGCAUAAAGAUCACGAUGAACCUAUUGAGAUAAUAGAUGCUAAUAGGUAUGAAAUUUCAUCUCAAGGGUUGUUAAUAAGAAAUAUUACUGACGAUGAUAAUGGUAUUUAUAAAUGUACUGCGUCUGAUGUGGAAACCGGUGAAGAAAUCGACAAAAAUAUUGUGGUCAAGGUCAUUACAAAACCAGUGAUAAAUGAAUUGGUUGCGAUACCAGAUAAUGUAGCAUAUAAAGGAGCAUCAGUAGCAUUAGACUGUUCAGCAAAUGGGAUACCUUCACCUACAUUUAAAUGGAGAAAAGUCUUAAAAGAUGAAAAUAUAAAAACCAACAUAACAUGGGUAGAGGUUGUAAACAGAAUUGUUUUUGAUAGCAUCGCGGCGGAAGACAGAGGUAUAUAUGAAUGUACGGCUUCCAACACCGCAGGAAAUGUAACCGAACAAAUAGAGCUCAAGGUACUGGUUCCACCGGUUAUACUAGAGUUCGACAACAUAACAGCGACUGAAGGAUCUACGGUUCAAAUUGCGUGUAAAGCGAGAGGAUUACCGACACCAAAGAUUAAUUUGCUGUACUUGGGGGAAGAACCCGAGGAUCAGAGAAUCGUUUGGUCAAGCAACAACACCAGUGAGAUUGAAACUGAAUUUUACUUGACGUUUCUACAAGUAAAUAGAAGUCAUGAAGGUAGCUACAUCUGCAACGCUACGAAUGAUGUCGAAUCAGUUUAUUCUGAGAUGUUCAUGACAGUAUAUUACAAGCCUUAUUUUAAUAAACCAAUAGAGAACAUUUGGGGAUGGAGCGGAAACCCAGUAAAUUUGACAUGUGAUUAUGAAAGUAAUCCACCAUCAAAUAUAUCAUGGAGGUAUCAAGGAACUAGCAUUUCCACUGAAAAGCAAUUAGAAAUUAAUAGAUUGAUUGUGGAAAACGAAAACAAAGUGCCGGUUGAAGUUGAAGAUACGAUUCAAUACGGAAUUUAUGAAUGCACAGCAGAGAAUGAUUACGGUGAAGCUAAAAAAAUCAUUGUGUUUUUGGAAGGUUUUGCACCGCCACCAGUUAAAAAUGUAACAGUGCUAAACGUAACAGCUACUUCAGCAACAUUUAAUAUCGAUGGUCCAGAAGAGAUAACAGGCCCGCCAAUUGUCGGUUUCACAUCAGAAUACGAUGUAGCAGAGAACUUCGAUGUCACCAACAUCCACAUCAACAGAACCUGGUCACUCGACAGACCGUACAGAAUAAACAAAUUGAGGCCAAACUCUAGCUAUUUCAUUAGGUUUGCUGCAGUCAACGAUGUUGGUGGAGGUGCAUGGAGUGAUUUUAUAGAAUUUGUUACGUUGGAGAAAUCAACUCCAGAUGAACCAAUUUGGGAUAAUAAUGCGGAUUUUAUUCAGUCUGGUGUUUUGAAAUGGAAAGAAACUGAAGAUAACGGGGAACCUAUAGAGUUUUACAUUCUCAAAUAUUGUCAGGUAUCAAAUGGAACUAUUCAAUCAGAUCUUUGCCAGAUCGAGAUCCUCAAACUGACGACUGAAUACGAGUUAUCUCAAUUACAAUUCAAUAAAACUUAUUACUUCGAAUUAAUCGCUCAGAACUCUCUCGGAAACUCGUCGGUAGCUUCGGCCUACAUAGACAUACCAGCUGUGGAAACAUCGUCACUAACAGCAGGAGGUAUAAUUGGAAUAGCGGUUGUUAUUGUCAUAAUUUGCUUAGUAUUGUUAGACUUGCUCGUGUGCGCUUGGAAGAAGCAAGGAGUAAUUGCCACUUGCGCUUAUAAAAAGAAAAAUAACAAAAGAGAUGACACGAUGAACUCGCGGUAAGACUCCGAGACAGGAAAGGACUUUUAAAAGAAAGCGAUUCUUCGGCUAAUAAUAGAACUAACGGACACAAGGAAUUUGAAUAUAAUAAAACAACAGGAAUCAUUACCGGGAAACAUUCAUCAGUUUGAAAAAUAUAAUUUAUUUUAUUGUAAAUUGUGCUACUUAUUAAUUAUUUAAAUUUGUAAGAUAAUAUAUAUCGUAAAAACUAAGUAAAUAAGUAUUAUUAGUUAUAAAAAAAAAUUCACGUUUAAGUUAUAUAUUCCUUGAUAAUUAGAUAAUAUCCCUAUGAAAAUAUUGGGUUAAGUACAAAAUUUUAUAAAUAGUAUAUGAUAACAAAUGGCUAACCCAAUAUGGAAACCCUCGGAAAAAAAUUCUCUCAAACAGAUUUGCACGAUAUCACUUCUUAGACACAUAAAAUAUAAUCUGGCCUGAGCAUGACGAUCGGGCCGGUUUAUACUAAUGUAUACCUAACUGUUUAUACGAUGCCAAUGAUGUCAUCAGAAUAAAUUUAUUGCGCUCGUCACCUUGAGACAUAAGAUGUUAAGGCUCAUUUGCACAGUAAUUUUAAUAGCUACGCCCUUCAGACCGAAACACAAUAAUUUUUACAUAUUACUGCUUCACGGCAGAAAUAGGCGCUGUUAUGAUAGGGUCCAUAAUCUAGCCGGCAUCCUAUGCAAAGAAGCCUCCCAACUGGUAAAUUUGAAUAUUAAUUGUUAUAUUUAUUAGAAUAUAAUAAAUUAAUUGAUUCCAUCGAUUGUUUUGAAAUAUUUUACAAUUUAAUAAUGUAUACUUACCUAAAAUAUAAAAUAAAUUUUUAUGAUAUAUAUAUCAUUAUUGUUAUGUUAAAAGUACCAAAGAUUUUAAUACAAAAUAGACUUUAAUAAUAA